AUGAUUUUCAACGUCGCCGCAGUUGUCGGCGGACUCAUUGCAGUCGUCUCCGCCAGCCCUGCAGCGUCCGUACCGGCUCUCAUCAGGAACCGUGUCGCCAAGCACAACGACUUUUCGUGUCAGCCCAGCGCCGAACACCCCAACCCUGUCAUUCUCCUGCACGGCCUUGGCGCUACGUGGUACGAGGACAUUUACCUCCUCGAGCUGUGGCUGCAGACCAAAAACUUUUGCACCUUUUCCCUCACCUACGGCGCCUACGACGGCUUCCCGUUUGUCGGCGGCCUCAGGCCCAUUGACGAGUCCUCGCGCGAGAUUGCCGCCCUGAUCAGCGAGGUGCACGCCAAGACAAACGCCAGCAAGGUUGACCUGGUCGGCCACUCGGAAGGCGGCUUCCAGGCGCUCUAUGUGCCCAAGUUCCGCGAGGGCAUCGCCGCGCUCGUCGAGAACAUUGUCGCGAUUGCGCCGCCGACGCACGGCACGACCUUUGCGCACUUGUGGACGCUGGUGCAGCUGUUUGGCAAGAACGCGCGCAAAGACGUUGGCACAGUGCUGGAGAAGCUGGGCUGCGCAGCAUGCAACGAGAUUUCGGUCGACGGGCCUAGCAUCGCCAAGCUCAACGACGGAGAGCCGAUUGUGCAAGCCGGCAACAAGGUCACCGUCAUCACCUCCGAGUUUGACGAGCUCGUCACCCCUACAGACACGGCGUUUGUUCGGGAACCCGGCGUCAAGAACAUUUACGUUCAGGACUACUGCCCGUUUGACCCAGUCGGACACAUUGGCGAGGCCUACGACCAGAAUGUCUGGAACCUGGUUCUCAAUUCGCUCGAGAAGCAAGUGGGCCGCAGGUUUUUCUGCCUAGUUGGUGCGCCGGGAAAAUAA
This is a messenger RNA of Beauveria bassiana ARSEF 2860, 879 nucleotides long. RefSeq names its product lipase class 2. Bases 1 to 879 code for a protein of 292 amino acids. Gene Ontology annotation, biological process: lipid catabolic process. The transcript has a single exon. Lineage: Eukaryota; Fungi; Ascomycota; Sordariomycetes; Hypocreales; Cordycipitaceae. The record is from RefSeq and is a predicted model, not a curated record. Gene Ontology annotation, molecular function: lipase activity.